CUUGGAAAUGGCAAAGUUGCAAAAUUGCUGGCAGCUUUUUCUAGUGCUCCUAAUCCUAGGGCUAAUGCCUGGCAUGAGUGAGCAGGCAGCCCUGGCCGAUUCGGAUUACUAUACGGCCGGAGUUGUGGAGUUCCGACAGUCGAUCCUCAGUUUGUCUGCCUGGGCAGACGCCCUCGAGGGCUAUGUGGAGAUAAUAAAUUCUGAGAAUGCCAGUGCCACGGACAUCAUUGUCUUUCCCGAGAGUACCCUAAACUCCGCGGGUUCUACGACUUUUGUACCCAAUCCUGUGGAUAAGAUAAAUCCCUGUUUGAGUGAUCCUAACUUUACCCUCUAUGAAGAGUUCCUCGUGACCCUCUCAUGUGCGGCCCGCAAUGCCAGCAAGUACAUUGUGAUCAAUCUCACCGAGAAGCAGAAGUGCGAGGAUGUUCCGGAGGACACAAGGCCAUGUGCUUCUAACGGACUGAAUGUCUUUAAUACCAACGUGGUCUUCGAUCGUGAGGGAGUGGUGGUGUCCAGAUACCGAAAGGUUCACCUGUACGGCGAGGCCAAAAAUAACACCUACAUGCCGGAAUUGAGUACUUUCGAAACGGACUUCGGAGUGACCUUCGGGCACUUCAUCUGCUUCGACAUCCUGUUCUAUACGCCAGCCCAUCAGCUAAUCGAAGAGCAGGGUAUCACAGACUUUGUUUACCCGGCCAUGUGGUUCUCCCAACUGCCCUUCCUUACAGCUGUUCAGAUCCAACAGGGUUGGGCUUAUGUCAACGAUGUGAAUCUUCUGGCCUCUGGAGCUAGUCGCCCAUCGAUUGGUAACAGUGGUUCUGGCAUUUACCAUGGACGUUCUGGCACUUUGGUCAGUGUUAUGAGUCAGGAUUCGGGUCAGAGAACCAUCUAUGUGGCCCAGGUGCCCAAGUAUACUCGCAGUAAGGCAAUCCAAAAGCGCAAGAGAAGGAGUACGCCGGAGAUCAAGAACCGACAGGUUGCCUCGACUAGCAGUUUCUAUAUGAAGCGAGAUUACCUGCAAAACUACGAGUCUGAGAUACUUCAGGUGGAUCAGGGUACUAGUGGUGCUAUUAAUAGAACCAUAUGUCAGGGAAGCUUUUGCUGUAACUUCGAUCUAGCCUGGAGAUCCUUGGAGGGUACCGUAGAGAAUGGUAGCUUCUAUACCUAUCGGUUGGGAACCUAUGACGGUUGGCGCAACGAGCAGCAAGUGGAUGCCAAUUAUAUUCGUAAUUGCGGAUUGUUCACAUGUUCUGGUGAUUCUAUUGAUGAUUGUGGUAAGCUUUUGCCCACUGACGGAGAGCUGCAGCAGUCUCGUGUGGCUUUCACACGCCUGGAGAUUGCAGUCACCUAUCCAGAGUCCCGGGAAUUCCUACUGAUUCCCGACACCCUGCUGGAUAAUCUCUUGCCCUUGGAACCGAAUCAGUUUGUGUGGUCACAGGAGAAGCCCACAGAAGAUAGCUACGUGCAUGAAGUGCGCUUCGCCCUUAAGGAGUCCCAGGAGCUGAGUAACCUUUUGACCUUCGCUGUCUAUGGUAAUUACUAUGACAACGAGUGCACCUUUGGUGUGGGCACUGAGGAGGAGCAACUAUCCUGUGGUUACAGAAGUGGAGCUGCAAGGCUAACGAACCUUGGGGGAUGGCUUAUGAUGCCGCUGGUUAUCCUGCUUCUUGCCUCGGUCAAGGCUUGAGGAGAUCAAAGUUCUAUAUUUAUCUAAGGGUCUUAUCUUAGGGAAGGCCCUUGAUUUUUUUUUUUUGUAACUUAUAGCUCGAUAAUAACAGUAUUUAUAAAAUUAAAAACUAAUUUAAUAA
This is a messenger RNA of Drosophila eugracilis, 1808 nucleotides long. It is a transcript of the gene vanin-like, whose product is annotated as vanin-like protein 1. The record is from RefSeq and is a predicted model, not a curated record. The coding region runs from base 8 to 1687 and encodes 559 amino acids. Gene Ontology annotation, molecular function: hydrolase activity, acting on carbon-nitrogen (but not peptide) bonds, in linear amides. Lineage: Eukaryota; Metazoa; Arthropoda; Insecta; Diptera; Drosophilidae. The transcript has 4 exons.